AUGAUGUUAGGUUUCUGCAAAGUUGGAGCUAUAAGUGAUGAAAGUGUUAAACGUUUGUGUCUGUUGGAUCAAAUAGAAAUUCAAUUUGAAGAGGGAUCCGAUGAUAUCAAGGCUGAGUCUAAAGACGGUGCAGACCUAUCUGUUGGGAGACAGAAGAUCAUGUUGGAAUACAUGGCUGCCUAA
This is a messenger RNA of Eruca vesicaria subsp. sativa (arugula), 183 nucleotides long. The record is from the annotation of a GenBank genome assembly. Lineage: Eukaryota; Viridiplantae; Streptophyta; Magnoliopsida; Brassicales; Brassicaceae.